AUUUUGGAUAUUUUGACAUUAGCCUCCCUAGGAAGCAGCCGGUUAUCAUUAUCACUUUAUAAGAUACCUACACACAAAACAGAUUAGUCAGUCAAAACACAAAUACACACUGUCAAAUACCAAUGGGUGCCUGGGCUCUCCUUUUAAUAACUGCCUCCGCGGCGGCGGUGGCGGCGGUCCCCACCAACAGGAUCGUCGGUGGACAGGACACCAUCGUCGAGUUCUUCCCAUCCAUAGUGCAGGUGGACUUCCUAUCCGUGUCUGACGGCCGCUGGAGCCAGAACUGCGGGGGCACUAUACUUGCGCCCAGAUAUGUACUGACCGCCGCUCACUGCCUCGAGGGAUUCGACUUCCCUGGAGCGUCCCACCGGCGCAUCCGUGCCGGGUCUACCUACCGCAACCAAGGCGGCACUGUUAUCCAAGUGCGCUCCUUCCUCCAUCACCCUGAGUACCGGCAACGCUCGCGCUGGGACGCCGACAUAGCGCUGAUGCAGCUGCAACAACCACUGGCUUUCAAUGCGAGGAUCCAGCCAGCGUCCAUCAAUGCUCAGGGGUCGGAACUGCCUGAUAACUUCAUGGUUAUGCAUGCUGGGUGGGGUGAUACUAGCACCGGAGGCUCGCCAUCCGAAGUCCUGCAAGAAGUGGUCCUAUACACAGUGAACAACGCCGAGUGCGCGCGUCGCUACGAAUACGGUAUCACCGAGAACAUGAUCUGUGCUGGAAUCCUGGACGUUGGGGGUCAAGACGCUUGCAGAGGUGACUCGGGGGGUCCUAUGUACUUCACUGACAUUCUGGUGGGAGUGGUCUCGUGGGGACGAGGCUGUGGCAUGGCGGAGUAUCCAGGUGUCAGCACUAAACUGUCAGCUUAUACCGACUGGAUAGUUGCUAAUGCGGUGUAAGAGGUUCUAAGUUAUGUUGUGGGCGUUUACACGGUGACUUUAAUCUACAAUUUAUGGAGCGGCAAUUCACCCGUGUGAAUGCUCCUUUAGAUGUAGAUAGAUUUAAAGAUGUUAUUUAUUUUUAACAAAUACGGUAAGUAGGUAUUUAUAGCGGCUAGAGAUUAAAUGUAUUUAUUUAUUAAA
Molecule: messenger RNA, 1082 nt
Organism: Plutella xylostella (diamondback moth)
Lineage: Eukaryota; Metazoa; Arthropoda; Insecta; Lepidoptera; Plutellidae
Product: trypsin, alkaline C
Biological process (GO): proteolysis
Molecular function (GO): serine-type endopeptidase activity
Source: RefSeq, a predicted model, not a curated record